Danio rerio (zebrafish) is the source of this 6086-nucleotide messenger RNA. The record is from RefSeq and is a predicted model, not a curated record. NCBI's taxonomy places the organism in Eukaryota, Metazoa, Chordata, Actinopteri, Cypriniformes, Danionidae.
CUGCGCGCUGACGUCACUACUCCACCAGCGCAGUGUUGAGCGUCCAGCCGCUCUUCACUAAUGCGAACAAACACACGAUAAUAUAACCUGGAAUACUUAAUUUCACACCGACGGGCGCAGGAUGGGUUUCUCCGUCUGAUUAGUCCAGUCUGAAGGAUUUAAAAGAAGAUUUUAGAGGGUUAAAGGAAAACUGAAGGAUACACGUUGACAAAGACCCGAUGAGGCUUCGAAAGUGAAGAGAGAAAACUAGUAAUUAAAGCCAAAAAGAUGGACCUGAAGCUACUUUUCAUAUCAGCAUUAUUAGGCAUCAUCAGCUGCAGUCAUGCACAGCAGGAGGGCAACGAGUGCAUUAAAGCCAACGCUUUGUCCUGCGGCGAGUGCAUACAAGUGGGGGACAAAUGUGGAUGGUGCACUGAUGCGGAGUUUCUGAAGCAGGGAGAGCCGACAUCGGCGCGCUGUGAUGAGCUGGAGUCGCUCAAGAAAAGAGGCUGCGCAGAAGAUAAGAUCGAGAACCCGCACGGCAGCCAGAGAAUCCUGAAGAAUACACCGGUGACCAACCGCAAGAAAGGAGCCGAGAAACUCCGACCCGAGGACAUCACGCAGAUCCAGCCUCAGAAACUCAGCCUCCAGCUCAGAUCCGGAGAACCUCAGAAUAUUAAACUGAAGUUCAAGCGGGCUGAGGACUAUCCCAUAGACCUGUACUACCUGAUGGACCUGUCCUACUCCAUGAAGGACGACCUGGAGAACGUUAAAAACCUGGGGACGAGUCUGAUGAAGGAGAUGUCCAAGAUCACCUCAGACUUCAGGAUAGGUUUUGGCUCUUUUGUGGAGAAGACCGUCAUGCCGUAUAUCAGCACGACUCCGGCCAAGCUUCUAAACCCCUGCACUGGAGACCAGAACUGCACCAGCCCCUUCAGCUACAAAAACGUGCUCAAACUGACCAGCAACGGGCAGCGCUUCAACAGCCUGGUGGGACAACAGCAGAUUUCUGGAAACCUGGACUCUCCUGAGGGAGGAUUCGAUGCCAUCAUGCAAGUGGCCGUCUGUGGAGAGCACAUUGGCUGGAGAAACGUCACCCGUUUGUUGGUUUUCUCUACUGACGCAGGUUUUCAUUUUGCUGGAGAUGGGAAACUCGGAGGAAUUGUGCUUCCCAAUGAUGGGAGGUGUCACUUAGAAAAUGACAUGUACACCAUGAGCCAUUAUUACGAUUACCCCUCGAUCGCCCACUUGGUUCAGAAACUGAGUGAAAACAACAUCCAGACCAUCUUCGCUGUUACAGAAGAGUUUCAGCCUGUAUAUAAAGAACUCAAAAAUCUGAUUCCAAAGUCUGCAGUCGGCACGCUUUCAGCAAACUCCAGCAACGUUAUCAAUCUCAUUGUUGAUGCUUAUAAUUCUCUUUCCUCAGAGGUGAUCCUGGAGAACAGUAAGCUUCCUGAAGGAGUGACCAUCACAUAUCAGUCGCGCUGUAAGAACGGUGUGGUCAACGAAGGAGAGAGUGGAAGGAAAUGCUCCAACAUCUCAAUCGGAGACGAGGUGUCGUUCAACAUUAACAUCACGGCUCAAGGCUGCCCUAAACAAGGCAAGACAGAGACCAUAAAGAUCAAGCCGCUGGGCUUCACUGAGGAGGUGGAGAUAACACUGAGCUUCAUCUGCGAAUGCGAAUGCCACAAACACGCCAUGAAGAACAGCCCGCUGUGCCACAACGGCAAUGGCUCCUUUGAGUGCGGAGCCUGCAGGUGUAAUAAGGGUCGUGUGGGUCGUCAGUGUGAGUGCCGGAAGGAUGAAGUGUCCACCGAGGAUCUGGACAAGAACUGCCGCAAAGACAACGGCACCGACAUCUGCAGCAACAACGGCGAGUGUGUGUGCGGGACCUGCGAAUGCAAGAAGCGGGAGAAUCCAGAGGAGCGAUACAGCGGGAAAUACUGCGAGUGCGACAACUUCAACUGCGACCGCUCCAACAACAAACUCUGCGGAGGUCACGGCCGCUGUGAGUGCAGGGUGUGUGUGUGCGACGCCAACUACACAGGCAGCGCCUGCGACUGCUCCCUCGACACCUCCACCUGUCUGGCCUCCAACAAGCAGAUCUGCAACGGCCGGGGGAUCUGUGAGUGCGGGACCUGCAGGUGCACAGACCCCAAGUUCCAAGGGCCCACCUGCGAGAUCUGCCCCACCUGCCCCGGAGUCUGCACCGAACACAAGGAGUGUGUUCAGUGUCGUGCGUUCGGCACCGGAGAGAAGAAGGACACCUGUAAGCGCGACUGCAGCUACUUCAACCUGAUCGAGGUGGAGGAUCGAGACAAACUCCCGCAGCCGGUGCAGGCCUUUCCACUAAUGCACUGCAAGGAGAGAGAUGCGCGAGACUGCUGGUUCUACUACACAUACGCCGUCAACAACAACACAGAGAAGGAGGUGCACGUCGUCAAGACCAUGGAGUGUCCGCCGGGUCCAGAUAUCAUCCCCAUCGUGGCCGGUGUAGUGGCAGGAAUCGUGCUGAUCGGUCUCGCUCUGCUGCUCAUCUGGAAGCUGCUCAUGAUCAUCCACGACCGACGUGAAUUCGCCAAAUUCGAGAAGGAGAAGAUGAACGCCAAGUGGGACACGGGAGAAAACCCCAUCUACAAGAGCGCCGUCACAACUGUGAUCAACCCCAAAUACGAAGGCAAAUAAUGGCCAUCAGAAUCACUCACCAGGAUGUUUGGCAAGGGAUGGGUGUGCGGAUUUCCUCCCUAUUUCUUUAUUUUCUCAUUCGUUUAGAUCAAUACUAGGAAGUUGUAUUUCAUGUCCGCCUCUCAUCCCUUGCAAACCUGUACAGUCUGUAUAGUCUUUUAACUUUCAUUGGUUUUCCUUCUUUUACACCCUGUGCACAUUCACGCAAUCUCUCAAUUCAGAACCGACAGAUAUCUGUGCCUUUGCAUAAAGCUUUAUAUAAAAGGGAUCCUUAAAAAUCCAGACUUAGUGGAAAUACAGGCCUACAGUAUUGAAAAACAUGCAAUGCAUUGCUCCAGGUACGUUUCGUUGUACGUUUCAGAUGACAAAUCCACUAGAGGGCGGAAGAUUUUUGGAAAUUUACAUAAGUUAAGGCCACAGUGCAGUUAAUUUUUAUUCUUAAAAAAUAAGUUUAAAGGUGCUCUGACUCUCCUAAAGCAUAAAAACACCCUAAUAUGUGCAGAUAUUUCAGAAACAUGCUCAGUGAACAUUCCUGUUUAUCUGAAAUGCAAUGCUGAAGUCAGAUAUUCUGCUUUGAACUUGUCCGUUACGUCGUUUGUCUUUGUUUUGGUCUCUUUAACCCACCCAGUAUAGCCACGUCUAUUUCAGAACCCCGGGUUGCCAGAUGGUGGAAAACACCGUAUUUGAUUCAUUCAGUCAGAAGGCUCUCAAAGCAUGCGUCUGUGACUGAAAUACGACGUCUGGUGGACAGUAGCAGACUCCAAAAUGAGACGCAGAGUUCCACAUGAGGUUAUUAGUUAGCAAAUAAUAUAAAUAUAACAAAUGUAAGCAUUAGGUGAGCAGGUUACAUUGUAACCCGUGUCCUAACAACACGCUAUUUGAGGAGAUGGGCAGUGAUAAGCAAUGGGCUAUAUGCACACAGACUUCUCAUUUUCAGCCUAAUUUCAGUCUUUCCAUUAGAAAAUUGUCAUGUUUAAGAUCUGAUUUCUUUAAAAAUCAGCAAUCUUCACUGCCUGUUAGAUAUACGAUAUGAUGUGGGUCUCAGAUCAGACUAGAAGCUCUGCAUUAAACUCCGUUUAAUAUAUGACCGGUUAUUUUACCCCAGUAUUUUCAAUGGAAUUUCUGCGCUCGCCUGUUGCUACUGACGGUGCUAGCGGUUACAACGGUCUUUCAGCUCGUUUUACGCUUCAAAGACUAAACGAAUGCUUAAGUCUAUUUAACUGAAUGAAUUGUAAUUACAUUCCAACAUCGAUGCUGUAUAAACAACCUUGUGAAAUUGAAACUACUCACAUUAAGCUUUCACCAGAAGUUUAUCAUCGGCUUUGAAACUUUAGCUGUGCACUGAGCCCAUUAGAUUAAACAUCGUACGAUGCCGAAAUGGGGAGGUUUAUAAUCUAAUGAAUACAUAUUAAACCUUUUAACAUGAUUGAAUGUAGAUGCUGAAUCACUGAUAUGUGUUGGUUUGCACCUUGCAGUCUCAGUUCUGAAGUUCAGUUGUUGGUUAGGACAAAAGCCUCUUUAGUAAUAUGAAGCAUAUUCCUUAUAUCACGUGCCGUUGCUUUUAGUUAAAACAUGGUUUAAAUCAGCCUUUGUUGGUGUCGUCAAUCUGGCAACCUGCUCUUGUGUGUGUGUGUUUUGAACCAGGGGUGCAAUACCUUGUUCAACCACUGGGUGUCAAACUUACAUACUGCACCUUUAAGUAACAUUAAACUGCAUUCUAGCAAAUCACUGACCUGAACCCAACCAAUAGUGUUUUCAAAAGCAGAUGGAAGAGAAAAGUGCACUGUGACCGCAUAGUUUUACAUUAAAAUAAUGCGUUAUUCAUCAAUAAUAUGUCCCUGUAAAUAUCAUUAGUGUGAAAAGCAACAAAAGCUGUCAUCAUAGUGUUUAUUUUACCUACACUCUCAGAAAUAAAGGUACGUGAGCUGUCACUGGGGUGGUACACUUUCAAAAGAAACACUUUUGUACCUUAAAGGUCCAUAUUAAAACCUCAAGGGUACAUAAUAGUACCUAAAAGGUACAAAAGUGUUCCUCUUAAAAUUUUGAGGUACUAAUAUUUACUUUUGAGGUACCAAUAUGGACCCGUUAAGUACAAACCUUUUGAAAAGGAACCACCCCAGUAUCAGCUCGCCUACCUUUAUUUCUGACAGUGUAGAAACCGCAGUCAAACUUAUGCAAAAAGUCGAUUUUUAUGGUUUCCUGAAGGAUGCAUUUCCAAUAAGCCUGUGUUGAAUCCCUUAUCAUCACCCAAAAAAAUCAUUGAAGCUGAUCAAAUGCAAUUUUAAACCAUCGUCUAGUUGUUAGUUUUUAUUCUGUCCUGCUUUAUCAGUCAUAUGUUGCCGUAUGUGUUUGUUUUUCUGAGCUGAUGAAUGUUUGGUUUGAGCAUCUAUGCAUACUCGUUUACCCUCAGAUCUUGCAUUUCAUGCCAAAAAAAGCCUUGUUUUUUUAGACUGUGCAAACAGAAAUGUAUUUCUCUCUUAUUGUUGCUCUUAGAAGAUCAUCUCGUGGUCAUUAUGUGUAUUUUACAUGUUAUGAAGAAUUAUAUGUUGAAUUAUUAUGUGACUCUUGAUGAGUAUAAGUGUAAAUCCUGUCGUUUUGUUGCCCAUAAAGUGUAGAAAAUCCAAAUAUCCUUAUACUUUCAUUAGAAAUGAGUAUGAUUAUUGACAACUACAACUGAAGAUGAACCAAGUCAAGUUGUAAUUUGCAUAUUUGAAGUCAGAUGAAGCUACAAACGGGCUUUUUGAGGGUUGUAAUUGGAGAAAAUGAAGAAUUCGAGUGUAAACAGUUUACUCAGUGGUACAUCAGCCCUGUAGCUUUACUUAUUUUAAUAAUAAUAAUAGAUCGAGGCUCACUUUUUUUUUUAUAGAUUUUGGUUCACAAAGUAUUUCAUCCAUUCAUUUUCUGUUCGACUUUGAAAUAUUGUUUGUCGUGAUCUAAAUAUAUUCAUAAAUAUUGAAGUAGUUUGAGGUUAUAAUGAGAUUCAAUUGCAGUGCUUCAUGGAAGUGGGCGGAGCUAAAGAUCUCUUGACGUGCUUAACUCUCUGAUUGGUGGACUUGCGCGCACAGCAUCUUGGGUAAUGUAGUUUUCCCACCUCAAAUUCUACUAUUGAACACUGUAUUGAUUAUUUUAGGAAAAAGUUGAAUUCAUGUGAACUGAUGAGUAUAUACCUUCAGUUAAAAACUGUGGGGAAAAUGAAUGGAGGAUUUGCUUCCUGAACCAGACUCUUGUGCUAAAUUGAACAUAUGUAGUAACAUUUCAGGCAUUUAAAACCCGAAUCACUCACAAAAUAUGAUCAAGCUAGAAAAGAAAUGAUUUGAUUGCCUGCCCCGACAGCCAGUGUAUUCGCUUGAGGAUGUUUUAAGUGCCUUUAUUUCUCAAUAUUGCAGUUUUUGAAUUUAUUUAUUAAAACUAAAUCUAAAUAA